AUGGACUCCCCACCACCGACACCUUCAAACAGAACCCAACCAAAGCGAGAGAACACCUAUAUGUAUAUUGAUCCGGCAUCACGAGGUCCAACUGUUCGUUCAAGUUUCCAACCAAUCGUGGACAGCUAUGGCUGGCGAACUGGCCGACUGAGAGACUGGCAGGAGACCAUAUCUAUCGAUCCAUCCACGUCACAAAAAUCUUUUGCCACUUCGCUUGCAUCCCAGGGAACAUUGAACUUAUUCGGUUCACCACCAGCAUCCAACGGUUUCAUGAAAUGGGACUCGAAGACGGCAUGUCCGUGUCCUACAGCCGAAAAGGAAUCUGAGAGGAAAGGGAAUGAGAAGCGAUGUCCUGCUGUCCCUCAGUCACCGCCUCCUCCCAUUCACGAUAUUCAUCUAGAGACACUUCCAAGAAAGCUGGCCAAAUCGGAGCCGCCGUUGAAGAUCAGUUCCGGUUCGGACCUCAAAGUGACUCCCUCUCCACCAGCGCCUCGAGUGUCACCCUCUCGAUCAGAGCCUCCAGGACUAUCCACCGAUCGUCCGUCAUCGUCGGUUCGUAGCAAAAGCGAGUCCAACGAUGAUCUUUCAGAUAGCGACGAAGAUAGUGGCGUUCGUCGUCACCGUACGACGGUUAUUAGACGGUUUCGUUCUGAAGACUCCGUGCAAGCGCUUUCUACCGGAUCCAUCUCAUUCACACCAAUUGACAUCGCUCGACAACGAUCUUUGAGCUCGGUGGCAAUAUACGACGACAAGAACAAGACCUCCAGACCGACUCAAACACUUUCUCAUCUGAAACGGCCAGCACCAAUCGAGACACCGACAAGGUUCUAA
Molecule: messenger RNA, 831 nt
Organism: Haemonchus placei
Lineage: Eukaryota; Metazoa; Nematoda; Chromadorea; Rhabditida; Trichostrongylidae
Source: the annotation of a GenBank genome assembly